Panthera uncia (snow leopard) is the source of this 5129-nucleotide messenger RNA. It is a transcript of the gene TTLL3, whose product is annotated as tubulin tyrosine ligase like 3. The transcript has 13 exons. Gene Ontology annotation, cellular component: cilium. Gene Ontology annotation, biological process: cilium movement; protein modification process; cilium assembly. The coding region runs from base 1869 to 5012 and encodes 1047 amino acids. The record is from RefSeq and is a predicted model, not a curated record. NCBI's taxonomy places the organism in Eukaryota, Metazoa, Chordata, Mammalia, Carnivora, Felidae.
AAGUGUGUAAAUUGGUGUAUUGAAGUGUUUUCAUAUUCACAAACAAAUCUGGCAGUCUAUAGUGGGUGUAUUUAUGGGAGGGGAGGGGGUUUGGGAAAAGUUUCAGAAGGGUUAGCCUUUGAGCUGAGCUUUCAAAAGAGUUUCUUCCAAAUCACCAAAGAAGUCUCGAGGUAAUGUUAAAGGGAAGAGGGAUAGAGGUGGGAGUAACCUGAACAGCUAUCAUCCCUUUUAUGACAUUACCUCUGUGACCUCCCCAACUGCUGCCUUACAGAAUUAGGUGUGCCCUCCUCUGGGGAACAUGGCUAUGUUCUAGCUUUGCAGUAAAUGUUAAAGAUGCUCAUGGUGAAGCUGGAUUUUCACUAGAGUAUGGCAGCUGCUCACACAACCCUCACAGGACAGCAUUGCCAAGGUGAGCCAGCCAUUUCUCACAGAUCUAUCUCCCAGGGUCCAGAGCCCCUAAAACCAGGUUUGAGGCUGAGGAGAAAGAACAGACUGGAUGGUUGCCAACAGCCUGCCACCUUCUGGGAGCAUUCCUUUUGGGAAGCCCAGUCUCCAAGGGAGGUUGGGAAGAGUGAUCUCAGGUUGAGGUUGGCUGGACAGUGAGGUUGAGGAUCCACCUUCAUUGUAUUGGCAGAUCUACCCCGUAGUUAACAAAGCUGGGUUCUUAGACCCGAGUACUCUUACUUGGACUCUGCUUGAAUGAGCACUGCUGGAGUUUGUACCUCAAAUUGCUCCUUUGGUACUUUUGUGCCUAAUAGGUAACCCAUCUGAGUGAUAAUGUGUACUUAUGUUAAAUAAGAGUGGGGUUUUGGAGUCAGACCUGAGUUCCAUUGCUGGCUGUCCUGUGUGAUUUUAGGCGAAUUAACAUUUUGGAGCCUUAUUUAUGUCACCUGUGACCUUGGAAGAUCAUACUUUGCCACAACCUCCAAAAAGGUUAAGUCUGCAGUCUGGAGGGCUGUGGCUGUUACAUUUUUUCUGUGGUUGACUCAAACAAUAAUCUGUUUUCCUAUUUCUGAGUUGGUGGUGUGGGGUGGGGGCAAGGGGGAGAUUGUGCUGCACUCUGUACUUUCCCAUUGUUUCCCCCAUAUACUGCCCUGGCUUUCAGAUCAAUCCCCAAGGACCUUACCCUAGGCCCAUUCGCCUUGCUCUGUAGAUCUGAUCCAGUUUCACUAGGCUCCAGCCACACUGGUUGCCUUUUAGUUCCCAGGGAAGGUUCUUACCCUCCUCAGGGCUGUUGCUGAGACUUUCCUCUCCCUGGAAUACUAUUCCUUUUCUCUUCCCUAGCCAACUCCUGACCUCCUUUGCGUUGUGUAGUCUUCAGCUUAAAUGUCACCUCUUCAGAGAGGACAUCUUUGCCUUCUCUAAACUUUAUCCCCUUCCUGGUUUCAGUUUACUGCUUGUUGAUUGCCCUUAUCAUACCUACAGCUGUUUUAUUUCUUUGUUGCUUGCUAUUUUGUUUUCCCUCCACUGGGCUGUAACCCCCAUGAGGUCAGGGGUCACCUCUAGUUUCUUCUUCCAGUCUCCAGCACCUAGCUUGCUGCCUGCCUAUCACGGUUGCUGUCUAUAAAUACUGUGGAAUGACCCAAACCACAGGAACCAUGACCCUGAAGUUAACUGGCAGUGCGGUGCUCUGUGCUUCCACCUUCGGUGAGGUCCGGAUUUUAGCCCGCUGGAGGGAGUCCGCAACCCUCUACCUGAGCCCUGAUUGUGCCCGGGGAAUGGUUUCCAGGGCGACAGCAAACAGAGGGCGGGGCCUCGGAACUGAGGGCUUCUCUCCAGCCUCCGCUGGGCCCUCCCCUGAGUAGAGGCGGUGUGCAGAGGGGAGGCGGGCUCUCGAGCGCCGGGACAGCGCUUGCCGUGAGCGGCGCAUGCAGGGCCCCGGCGCCUCCCUGCUUCUGAGCGUGGGGGAGCUGGGGGCCGCGCCACGGGGUUCUGCUGCCUGGUUCUGCCGGGAGGGCGGCCCGGUGUGCAGCUGGCGGCGGAAGCCGCAGCCUACGGAGUCACGCACCAGAACCUACGCCCCAUGGCUGUGUGCGCACCACACCGAGUUCCAGCCUCCCGAGAAGCUGCCGGGACCUGGGCCUGCCUCCGCCCGUCCCGAGGGGACUCGCGCAGGCCGCAAACGCGGGGCCGGGAGGCCCGCCGCUGCGCGCGGCCUAAGCCGCGCGUUCGAGUUGCCGGCCUACGGCAUCCACGCGCAGAGCACCGCGGAUCUCUGCCGUUUCAGGUCCCCGCACACCUCGGCCCUGGAUGAUGCCCAGUCACAGGAGGAUGAGGCCCGUUGCGGCCUGCCCAUCCUGGUCGGAGGUUCCCUUGUCCUCUGGCGAGGAUUCUCCAAGGCGUCUCACCACAUGGGCCGGCUCAGAAACGCCAGGAUCCACGUGGAGAGAGCUGUCAAGCAGAAGAAGAUCUUUAUGAUCCAAGGCCGCUACCCAGUGAUACGGUGCCUCUUGCGCUGGAGAGGCUGGGUGGAGAAGAAGAUGGUCCAUCACUCAGGCACCACCCUGCCGCCACCCCAGAAGGAUCUGGAUAGCUCAGUAAUGGGUGAUAGUGACACCACUGAGGGUGGUGAGCCAUUCCCUCCCUUUCCACAGGCUGCCCCUCCUGAGUCCCUUUCCUUUGGUUCCCUCUAUCCCAGGGUUGAGACUUUGGUAUGGGCCUAUGGAGCAGGGACAGGGGCCUCACCAGGCCUGGGCUCUGCAUCCACAGAGGAUGAAGACGAGGAUGAGGCGUUUCGGCCACCACAGCUGUUUGACUUUGAUGAUUUACUGGAAUUUGAUGAUCUAGAUGGGACACAUGCUCUGAUGUCCCGCAUGGUUCGGAACGAGAUCCCCUAUUUCAUCUGGACCACUCGGCGGGACGUGUUGGACUGUCAGAUCCUCUCCAAGGAUCAGAUGAUAAACCACUAUGCCCGGGCUGGCUCCUUUACCACAAAGGUGGGUCUGUGUCUCAAUCUCCGGAAUUUGCCGUGGUUUGAUGAGGCUGAUGCUGAUUCCUUCUUUCCACGCUGCUACCGCCUGGGUGCUGAGGAUGACAAAAAGGCCUUCAUAGAGGACUUCUGGCUGACAGCUGCCCGCAACGUUCUCAAGCUGGUGGUGAAGUCCGAAUGGAAGUCGUUCUCUAUCCAGGCAGAAGAGGAAGAGGCCCCAGGAGACAAGCAGCCCAAGAAACAGGAGAAAAAGCCAGCGACAGUGUCCCCAGAGUUUGUGGAUGAGGCUUUGUGUGCCUGUGAGGAGCACCUUAGCAACCUGGCUCACAUGGACAUCGACAAGGGCCUGGAGGCGCCACUGUACCUCAGCCCUGAGGGCUGGUCCCUCUUCCUCCAGCGCUACUACCAAGUGGUCCACGAGGGGGCAGAGCUCAGGCACCUCGACACUCAGAUCCAGCGCUGUGAGGACAUCCUGCAGCAGCUGCGGGCUGUGGUGCCGCAGAUAGACAUGGAAGGAGAUCGCAACGUCUGGAUCGUGAAGCCGGGAGCCAAGUCCCGAGGACGAGGCAUCAUGUGUAUGGACCACUUGGAGGAGAUGCUGAAGCUGGUAGACGGCAACCCCAUGAUGAUGAAGGACGGCAAGUGGGUGGUACAGAAGUAUAUUGAGCGUCCCCUGCUCAUCUUUGGCACCAAGUUUGACCUGAGACAGUGGUUCCUGGUGACUGACUGGAACCCACUUACCGUGUGGUUCUACCGUGACAGCUACAUCCGCUUCUCCACACAGCCCUUCUCCUUGAAGAACCUGGACAACUCAGUGCACCUGUGCAACAACUCCAUCCAGAAGCACCUGGAGAAUUCAUGCCAUCGACACCCGCUGCUGCCCUCAGACAACAUGUGGUCAAGCCAGAAGUUCCAGGCCCACCUGCAGGAGAUGGGGGCCCCAAACGCUUGGUCCACCAUCAUCGUGCCUGGCAUGAAGGCUGCUGUGAUCCAUGCCCUACAGACCUCCCAGGACACUGUGCAGUACCGGAAGGCCAGCUUCGAGCUUUACGGUGCUGACUUUGUGUUUGGUGAGGACUUCCAGCCCUGGCUCAUUGAGAUCAAUGCCAGCCCCACCAUGGCCCCCUCCACGGCUGUCACCGCCCGGCUCUGUGCAGGUGUGCAAGCUGACACCCUGCGCGUGGUUAUUGACCGGCGGCUAGACCGCAACUGCGACACGGGAGCCUUCGAGCUCAUCUACAAGCAGCCUGCCGUGGAGGUACCCCAGUAUGUGGGUGUCCGACUCCUAGUAGAGGGCUCCACCAUCAAGAAGCCCCUGGCAAUGUGUCACCGACGGAUGGGGGUCCGCCUAGCACUCCCUCACCUGCUGACCCAGCGAGCCUCUGGGGAAGGCAAGGAUUUGGGGACUGUUACUCACAGGUCAGCUCCUAGGAAGGUUGCUGGGGCCAGGAGCCUGGGGCACACUGAGAAGCCAGACUCCACUGCCACCACCUCGGCCCCCGGAAAGGGGAAGAAAGGCAAGGCGAAAUGUGCCUCGGCCCUGGUCUACCCCAAUCUCCGGAAGUGGGAACCCCCCAGCACCAGGAUGGGCUGCAUUUUCACCAUGACCUUUGCUAGUGGGGACAGGCAACCCCACCCCUUGAACAGAUUGCCAUUGAGUCUGAAGAACCCCCAAGCCCUGGCCCCUUACCACUUCCCCAGCCUUCACACCAAGGCCGGGCUGCCUUCUCAUGUGCUCCGAUCCCAGGGGCGGGUCCUCAGACUGCAGCGCAGCAAGUUGGUGGGCUCUAAGGCCCUGUCAACCACAGGCAAGGCCUUGAUGACUCUACCUACCGCCAAGGUUUUGAUUUCCUUUCCACCUAACCCUGAGCUCAAGUUGGCAUCCAGCGUCCUGAAACCAAGAAAGCACCUUCAUGGUCCCUGUCCUGGAAGUUCCUUGUGGCCUCUACCCUUCGAAGUUGGAAAUCUUCCUAGCACCCACAGAAAGAUCAAGGCCAAAGGCAAGUUCAAGGCCAGACUCUGUGACAGACCCAAGGCUGAGACAUGCCUCAUGAAGACAGCCUUCCAGGAUCCCUGUCCUUGAUCAGUGCAUACCAGGGUCUAGGGAGCAUGGGGGACGUGAGGCUACAGAAGCCCUUGCUUUGACCCUCACUGCCCCUAUCCUGGAUGCAGUGCCAAAUAAAAAGGAGCAAGUGAAGUA